UUGCGUGUGGCGCCCUCCCUCUCUUGUUGACACGCCACCUUCCUUGUGGAAGCUUUUGCAUAAGCCCUGGAGAUUUCUCGUAUAAAUCUCUGAUCUUGUGAGUUAACCUGGCGCAUCCUUAACCUCAACAGAUGUCUAAACAUUAAUCAUCGGAGAGUGUCUUCUUUCAAGUGAAGAACAGAGUUGACGAUUCUAGAUAAAAAAAACAAGAAUGCCACGCUCUGACAGGACAAUUGUCAUUAAAAUAUCAUGAGGGUUAUCAUGUCAAGACAGCAAUGAUGCAGAGUGAAAGUGAAGAUGUGAUGGCCAAUAACACUGAGAGCUUAUCAGAUUGCAAUAUUUGUGGGCGAUCUCAUGGCACUCAUGAAUGUCCUUUCUUACUGGAUCUCCAGUAUGUUCCAGAUACUCCAAUGCUGUCAAAAGCCCGACAAACAUUACCUCCAGGUCUUGAGAUAACUAAAAUGGCAGAUGGCACGAUAAGCAUCCUUACAAAACGUGAGUUCCUUCGAGGCACAACUUUCGGACCGUUCGAAGCGAAACGUAACUGGACAAUGAAUCCCGUCACCAACUUUCCCAUUCGCAUUUUUGGCACCUCUCCAGCCGAGACAUAUCAUCUGGACUAUUCCAAUGAAGACAACAGCAAUUGGAUGUGCUUCAUUGCCCCAGCAUCUUGCGCCAAAGAGCAGAAUCUCAUUUGUUACCAGGUAAAAUCCAAUAUAUUCUACACGGCAAUGCGUACGAUAAUCUCCGGAGAAGAGCUUCGAGUGUGGUAUGCACCAUUUUAUGCUUUAAAAAUGAAAAUGCCCUUGUACAACGUUGAUUUUGCCUCUCUGGGACCAUCAAUUCCAUCGCAAAACCCUCAGGUGUCGUCAAUUGAUUCUAAAACCAAUCAAAUUGAGAUACUUAAUAAAGAUAUGGCUCAAAAGCUUGCAGAACGUCUUCCUGCUCAACAAUUAGGCGCGAAGGAUAAUAAAGCUGUCUGGAAAUGUAAAAUUUGCACAGCGAUAAUGAAUUCGGUGCCUUCUUACGCAAAACACUUAAUGGAACACUAUAAAUUACUUUUGGGAGCCUUCUGCAAUAUCUGCAAUCGGAAAUUUUACAAUAAUUCAGUUCUUCAGAAACAUAAAGUUGAGAAACAUUCAGAAUUCGUUACUGAAGCUAUUGGUAUCCCAACCUCUGAGAAUCAUCGCCAACAAAAUGCUCAGAUGAUUCUGCUGAACAUGAGUGAGACUGAGGGACAAAAUCCAGAAGCCAUAAAGGAGAUUCUGGAAAAGCUGAAGAUUGGAAAAAAUACCAGUGAUAGCAGCAUCAGAGAAAUUGAUAAAGAUCCCUCUUCAGAUCUUCAUCUCUUGGACACAAACUCCAUUAAUGUUAACGAGCUUUUCCAGAAUAGUAAUUUCAUCGACAAUUCAUCAUUAAAAUCUAUCCUAGAGAAUCAAUGCUUGAACAUUAAUCUCAGUUCAAUGACAGAUUCAAUUCUAUCCGAUAACAUUUCACCUUCCGAUCCAGUGAAAUUUCACGUUGAAGAAAUCACAUCGGAGUUAUUAGAAAUGGCGAAUGAUAGUGAGAAUAUAUCACAACGAAUUGACAAUUUGGAUUGUGAUAUUUGUGGAAAGAAAUUUGAUAAGCCAGAGUAUCUUUAUCGUCACUUGAGGAAACACACGGGAGAAUUUAUUUGUCCAGCAUGUUUAGCUGUUUUUGCAAGAAAAGAGAAUUUGAUGUCUCACGUUUGUUCAUAUUCGAAGAGAACUGAAAAUUUUGAAUGUCCCUAUUGUCAAAAACAAUUUACAGUUAAAAAAUAUCUAAAACGUCAUAUGACUAAGCAUUUUAAUAAGAAUAAUUGCAAAUGGUGUCGAAAGACAUUUCCAUCGCAAUUAGAAUUAGACUCUCAUAAAUGUCCAGCUCCUCGUCACGUUUGUCCACAGUGUGGAAAACGAUUUGUACAUCGCGCCCAUCUCAUUCGUCACGCAAAAUUGCAUAAUAAUCCUAAACCAUUAGUCAAAACUAACAAAACUAUUAAGAAGAAAAGCGCAGAUCAAAAACCACUGAUUUGUGAAAAAUGCGGUAUUUCUUUCAAAACCUCUUACAUCCUGAAUCAACACCUGCGGUCUCACGGCGAACGAACCUUCGAGUGCGAUAUUUGUCAGAGAAGAUUUCAUAGAAUAAGUGUUCUGAAGCAACACCGUCAGAUUCAUGAGAAUGCCCAAAUCCCUUGCAAUGUCUGUGGAAAAAAAUUGAAAUCGAAGAAGGCAUUGGAUGUCCACGUUUUGUUACAUGGCAACAAAAAAUUUCAGUGUGAAAAAUGUGACAAGAGUUUCUUCCAGAGGUGCAACUAUCUCAAACACUUCAAACAGAUCCAUGGAGAAAAGACUAUGUACAAGUGUCCUCACUGUCCAACUCAAUUUACCAGUGAAAAUAGUUACAGUAAACAUGUGGAGACCCAUUUGAAACCUGCUGAGUAUUGUUGCGGAUUGUGUCAAAAAAGUUUUCAUGGCCAGUAUCAGCUGAAGAGACAUACACAGACUAGUCACAGUGGAAUUGUUUAUCGGUGUCCAUACUGCAAGAUGACUGCGAGACACAGGCACAGCAUGAGAAGACACUUUGAAAGACAGCAUAAGGCUCUCAGUGAUGAAUGGGAUAGACCAGGUUUUGUUAAUGGAUUAGAAGAGAAAUUGGAAAAAGUGGAGGGUUCUGGAAAGGAAAUAAACUUUGCUCCGACAAUUGUUGGAGUGGGUGAAGAGGGUAGAAACAAAGAACAGAUGUCAGCUGGUGUACAGGAGAUCCUGCUGCAUGUCUCAGAAGUUGAGGGGACGGAUGAGGUUCCUCAGUUGAGUAUCAGCGAUGCUAAUUCUCACUUGGCAGAGUCAGUCCUCGGAAAUGGGUACAUCUUCGGGGAGGAUGGGGGAGAUAUUAUGUUUUAUGUGCUGGAUAAUGGUCCUGUUGUCAGUGAGUAUUAAAGAUGGAGAGGGAGAGAAAGAAAUUAUUGGAGACUGAGUACUAUUAGGAAAAGAGAAUAAGAGAGAGUGAGGACGUCACAGGACGAAUGAUUCAUCCUCUUGAUAAUUGAAUAAGUUACAAAGAUUUUGUAUUGAUUAGGUUGCCUUUCGUGGGAAGAACAAAAAUUCGUAGGCCUAUUUGUUCAAAAUGUUUCAUUAUAUAUUAGAGUAGCCAUUUAAUUACUUUACUCAUGAUGCUUUAAAGACUUUGAGUACUUGAUAUAGAUUAACGAAUUGAGUUUUUGAAUCGUUCAUACGGUGUAUGAGGAGAUAUUGAUAUAAUUUUUUUAUCAAACUCCAUUGGAUUCUAUCAAUUCUUUCUGAAAAUCACUAGGAAGUGUUCUUUUAAUUGCCGAAAAGAUUUCGACGUUUCCCAUGAGUCUACUCAUUUCAAUAGGUAGUAAGAAUUCCCAAGUUACCAGAAUUAUACAUUUUCAAGACUGAAGAGACUGUGAUACUUUCAGAGUACACAGAUUUUAAAUACAAACUGUAAAUUCCACUGCAAGUGCAAUUUAAUAGUCGGUAAUGUUAAUAGUAGUACGCUUUAGUUAUUUCUUCAGAUAAUUUUGGAAGAUUGUUAAUGGAAAAUGGAGGGAGGUCAAAGGGUCGAGUAUGUGACUCUUGUACCCAAUUUUCAUUUAGACGAAAUAGGUGAAAAUAUUUAAAGCACCGGUUUGUUUUAGAAAUGGAAAUGAAUAAAGAAUAUUUUACA
Fopius arisanus is the source of this 3708-nucleotide messenger RNA. Its product is annotated as PR domain zinc finger protein 15. The transcript is spliced from 3 exons. Gene Ontology annotation, cellular component: nucleus. NCBI's taxonomy places the organism in Eukaryota, Metazoa, Arthropoda, Insecta, Hymenoptera, Braconidae. Gene Ontology annotation, biological process: regulation of transcription by RNA polymerase II. The record is from RefSeq and is a predicted model, not a curated record. Gene Ontology annotation, molecular function: DNA-binding transcription factor activity, RNA polymerase II-specific; protein binding; RNA polymerase II transcription regulatory region sequence-specific DNA binding. The coding region runs from base 276 to 2957 and encodes 893 amino acids.